Messenger RNA from Sorghum bicolor (sorghum), 2815 nucleotides. RefSeq lists its product as uncharacterized. The transcript is spliced from 4 exons. Bases 261 to 2459 code for a protein of 732 amino acids. Gene Ontology annotation, biological process: negative regulation of DNA-templated transcription. Lineage: Eukaryota; Viridiplantae; Streptophyta; Magnoliopsida; Poales; Poaceae. The record is from RefSeq and is a predicted model, not a curated record.
CUCACCUCCCUAUCCUUCCCGUCACACUCGCGUCGCCGUCCCCCGUUUCUCUCUCUCUCUCUUCGCGGAGAAAAAACGAGACCAGCAGCAGGAGAGUGGGGAGAGAGAAAGGAGGAAAAAAAAUUAUCCGAACUCACUCGCUCGCACACAAAUCUCGCGCACGGGUUCGGGGGCCGCCGGCUCGAUCCGCGGCCGAAACCCUAGGUGGUGACGAAGGUGACGGUGGUGCUGGAGGAGGAGAAGGAGGAGGGCUGGGAGGGAUGACGUCGCCGAGGAAGGACGGGGGGUUCCUGACGCAGGACCAGCGGGAGAAGCUGCGGAUCGCGGUGCAGAACGCGGAGACGCAGUCGCUCGCCUCCCCGCGCUCGCCCACGGGAGGGACCACCUCCGCGCUGCUGCAGCAGUACGAGCAGCAGAUGCUGGAGCAGAAGCGCGCCGCCGCCGCCGCAGCAGCGGCUGCCGCGGCUGCUGGUGGUGGCGGGAGGGGCGGCGGAGGAGGAUGUGGGGGUGGGGGUGGUGGGCCCAGGCACGUGCGCCGGUCGCAUUCCGGGAAGACUAUCAAGGUGAAGAAAGAUGGAGCUGGUGGCAAAGGGACUUGGGGCAAACUAAUUGAUACUGAUGCAGAGGCAUGCCUUGACCGAAAUGAUCCAAAUUAUGACAGUGGCGAGGAGCCAUAUGAGUUAGUUGAAGCCCCUGUUUCAACCCCACUAGAAGACUACAAGAAAGCUGUUAUCCCAUUAAUUGAGGAAUAUUUCAGCAAUGGUGAUGUAAAAUUAGCUGCUUCUGAUCUUAAAGAAUUGGGUUAUGAUGAUUUCCACCGUUACUUUGUCAAGAAGCUUGUUUCCACAGCAAUGGACAGGCAUGACAAGGAGAAAGAGAUGGCAUCAGUGCUUCUAUCAUAUCUUUAUGGCAACGUGGUCAGUUCAACUCAAAUCAGACUGGGCUUCGUGCUGCUAUUGGAGGCUGUUGAUGACCUGGCUGUUGACAUACCUGAUGUGGUUGAUGUGCUCGCACUUUUCGUUGCACGUGCAGUUGUUGAUGACAUUCUGCCACCUGCUUUCCUCAGCAAGGCAAAAGUGAGUCUCUCAGGAUCGUCAAAGGGUAUGCAGGUUGUACAAAUUGCAGAGAAAAGCUAUCUUUCAGCACCCCACCAUGCAGAGUUAAUUGAGCGACGAUGGGGUGGUUCAACUCACAUCACAGUAGAAGAGGUGAAGAAGAGGAUUGCUGAUCUUCUAAAGGAAUACAUCAGAAAUGGUGAUACAGCUGAGGCUUGUAGGUGCAUUAGGGAGCUGGCAGUGCCCUUUUUUCAUCAUGAGGUGGUGAAGCGAGCUCUUACUCUUGGAAUGGAGAGUCCAGCUGCUGAAGCACUUAUUGCCAAACUUCUGAAGGAGGCAUCUGAAGAAUGUUUAAUAAGCUCUAGUCAGAUGAUGAAAGGAUUCUAUCGGGUUGCUGAGAGUCUUGAUGAUCUCAUUCUUGAUAUACCGUCUGCAAAGUCUGAAUUCCAGCUGUUGGUAUCAAAAGCCAUUUCUGAGGGAUGGCUAGAUUCUUCAUAUGUGAAGUCAGGUGUCAACGGAAGCGUUGAAGAUGAUGAACAUGAGAAGCUGGCAAGGUACAAGAGGGAGGCUGUAUCUAUAAUACACGAAUACUUUCUAUCUGAUGAUACAACAGAGGUUAUUCGUAGUGUCAAAGAGCUCGGUUAUCCAGAAUAUAAUCCAAUCUUCAUCAAGAAGCUCAUAACAACUGCUAUGGACCGCAAGAACAGGGAGAAAGAGAUGACAUCAGUUCUUCUAUCCUCAUUAAGCAUGGAGCUGUUCUCGUCUGAAGACAUCGCCAAGGGAUUCAUAAUGCUCCUUGAAUCUGCAGAAGACACUGCACUUGAUAUAUUGGAUGCCUCAGAUGAGUUGGGACUGUUCCUAGCCAGGGCUGUGAUUGAUGAUGUUCUUGCACCUCUAAACUUGGAUGAGAUUAGCAGCAAGCUUCCACCAAACUGCAGCGGGGCUGAAACAUUGAACAUGGCACGCUCCCUUGUGUCUGCCCGGCAUGCUGGUGAGAGGCUUCUGAGGUGCUGGGGUGGUGGAACCGGAUGGGCUGUGGAGGAUGCAAAGGACAAGAUAACAAAGCUCCUGGAAGAGUAUGAGAGUGGAGGUGAUUUAGGAGAAGCAUGCAACUGUAUCCGUGAACUGGGUAUGUCUUUCUUCAACCAUGAAGUUGUCAAGAAGGCGCUCGUGAUGGCAAUGGAGAAGAAGAAUGAGAGGACCCUGAGCCUGCUGCAGGAGUGCUUUGGUGAAGGGAUCAUAACCAUCAACCAGAUGACCAAGGGGUUCUCAAGGGUCAGGGAUGGACUCGACGACCUGGCUCUGGACAUUCCUGAUGCCAGGGAGAAGUUCAUUUCCUAUGUGGAGCACGCAAAGAAGAGUGGAUGGCUCCUGCCCGGGUUUGGUGUUGCAUCUUCAGUUUGAACAGCUGGUCAGAGAAGUACGAAGCUGAAGCAGAAGGCAGGCGUAGGCCGUAAAAUGUGGCUCAGCAAACCCAGUUUGGCUGUGUUUUCAUCGUUUGUCGUUGCUCUUGCGCAUAGGUAGCGGAGCGAGCCCCUCCUGGUUGCGGUGGUGGUGGCUUGUGUGUCUAGAUCUUGCAUCUGAUGACAUGCUCAUGCUGUUCUUGUUUCAUUUCAUUUUAACUCCCCAUAGACCCUUUUUACAUCAAGCGAAAACAGAGAAGAGAAAAAAAAAGACCAUGUUGUAAAAGAUCUGGCGCCAUGCUCCGCCUGCAUUAUGGCUGUUUCUUUCUUAUUUAGCUGCAAUGGUGCUUUCCUGCC